Messenger RNA from Peronospora farinosa, 2409 nucleotides. The record is from the annotation of a GenBank genome assembly. Lineage: Eukaryota; Oomycota; Peronosporomycetes; Peronosporales; Peronosporaceae.
AUGGAGAAAAUGAAAAUGGACAAUAAUUGUCAAAAAAAGGACAAUUUACACGACAUUGGAGAUAAACAGCACAAAAAUGAAGACCAAAUGGAGACACAGACACUUUAUAAGAAGCUUCAGAGCUUGACAAUCACUGUAGAAGAGCAGACAGAGACCAUAUCGACCCAACGAGCAGCUUUUUUGCUGCAGAAAAAAGAGCUAAAGACGAUGUUAAAGGAGAUGCAACAAAUGUUGCACAAGGAGAAGAAUAAAGUGCUGGAUGCAGUGUUAGAACAACAACAAAUCAAGGAAAAAUACGAGCUCCUAGAAACUCAAGUGGAUAUGUUAAAAGAGAAAAAAUCAUACUUGGAAAAAGAGAUGAAGGAGAUGGAGAUACAAUUGGAGACUCAGGCACGGACAAGCAGUACUUUGACACAACAAUUGAAGGAGAAAGAGGAGGACAUAUUGAAGUGGAAGCGUGAAGAAAUGUUACAGUUUGAUGAAAAGAGAAAUGAGUUGAUGGAAGAAGUAAAUGUUCGAUUGAGACGGGAGAAGGAAGUAAGGGAGAAGGAAUUGUACGAUACCUAUGAGCAAAAGAUGCUCGAAUUGCAAGGGGAGAAUGAACUUUUAAAGGUGGAAUUGAAUUGUGAGAAGGAGAAGAAGUUUCGAGAUGAAGAUGAGAUACGAGAACGACACGAGAGAGCGUUGAAUGAGCUGGAGCGAAACUGUGCCGAGCUGAAGGCACAUAUUGCAGACAUGGAGUCCGAGCGAACUGCUGAUGUGAAGAAGUACGAAGAAGCAUUGAAAGAGGCCGAGGAGCAGCACGCAACGACGGUGAAGAGCCUGGAAGUGAAGUUGGUGGAAGUGCAGAAACAACUUGCAGCAUCGAAGGCAAACCGAUCAACAGAGAGACAGGAGUACGAGGAAAAUCUUGCUGAAGUUUUGAAAAAGCUGCAGGAUCAGCGAGAGGAUCGAGACCAACAUGUGUCGACGAUACGUAGGUUGCAAAGUGACUUGGAAGUAGCGCAAACACAAUUGGAGAUGUCUAAAGCGGAAUUGGCUAAGGAAGUAAAGAACAACCAGGAAAGGCUUAAUGGUAUGCUGCAACAAUUGCGUGAUCAGCAACAUAAUGAAGAGCGAAAUGCGAUGAUUGUGCGCGACCUAGAAAGCAAGUUGUCAGAAGCUCAGUUGCAGUUUGGCGACAAAGAGACUAAUCUUCUCGCACGACUGAACGAGUACGAGAAAAAGCUGAUUAAAACAUCACAAAUUGCUGCACAGCAUGAGGAUACUACUCGAAUGUUGGCUUUGAAGAACAAGACGCUUCAGCAGGAAACUUGUGAAGCUCGGCACACGUUGAAGCUCAUGACUGAAGAAUUACAGUCUCCCAAUCGGUCUGAAGAUCAGAGGGAACCGUCUUAUGCGACGAAGUCUGUCCAUGAUUCGUCUACGCUGGACGCAUUCCAUGGUCGUACAGAUGACGAAAUCACUGGCAUGUCUCCAUGGAGGUCUUGGGACUUGUUGCGUUCUGGGAUCAAGGAGAUAGAUGGUUUCUUGCCGCAACUUCAGACGUUAUUGGGUGCGAUGAACGAUGCGCUCAUAUUGUGCGAUACUCACGCAGAUGCACUUCCUGUAUUGUGUGAGCGUCUUGAACGUGAAGCGGCGAGCGAGAAAGAGCAGCUACCAAUUUUGACUACCGCGUUGCGCUUGCUGCGUUUUGCGGGAAUGUUGAAGGCUCGAACGCAAGAAGAAGAAGAAGUCAGUGUAACUGCAGACUUUGUGCAGUCGUUUCGUAAACGCGUGCUGAAUGCUCUUGCACAGUGGUAUGAGUGUGACGCUGGCGACAACGACCAAGGCGAGAUAAAGCCAAUGCCGACGCCAACGUUUACUACUACAUCGCGUGAAACUGCGCUUAUCCUGCAAAAUUGGACUGACGACCGAACAAAACAGCUUGGAGUGAGAAGAUGGCUAGCACGGAUGGAAGCUUACCCAGGCGUCCCUCCACUGCGAGGGGCAUCAUCCAACAGAGUGCUCGAGCUCCCGCCUGAAGGAUGCACACUGGAGCUAGACGACAUGACAUCGGAGGUAAAGGAUGCUUUUCUGCUCCUGGUGAUUCCUAUCCUCAAGCAAAAUCGAGCGCUACACGUGCGCGUCUUCAUUCGGUACGUAUGUAACAAGGAAGCGAUGCUGAAGCAGCAAGAGGGCGAUGAAGAAGUUGGUAUCGAGAAAGUAUGGAGUAUGCGGAUCCACGCACAAAGCACAGUCACCCGACCCCGCCCUUCCUCUCUCAAGUUGUCGCCGAGUUCUCGCGGUUCACCGAGUCCUUUAGCGCCUACAUCUCCUGCCUCGUCAGUGUCGUCACUUUCUAGUACUGCAAGUUCACGACUGCAGAUUAUCCAAGAAAGGUUGCAAUACCUACACCACAACGUUUAA